UUAUAACUAAAUUUUGCUGAUUGUUUUCCCCCCAGAAUCCAUAUAUGGUGAAUAUCAUCAUGGCUGGCCACGACAAGGAUGUAGGCCCGUCUCUCUACUUUAUUGAUUAUAUUGCUUCUCUUCACAAGCUUGAUAAAGCAGCAUUUGGUUAUGGAUCAUAUUUUGCACUCUCCAUGAUGGAUAGGCACUACCGCAAAGACAUGACAGUUGAAGAAGCCAUUGAUUUAGUUGACAAGGUUAUAAUGGAAAUACGAAGUAGGCUGGUCGUGGCCCCACCAAACUUUGUAAUCAAAAUUGUUGACAAAGAUGGGGCGAGGGAAUAUGCUUGGCGUGAAUCUAUUAAAGAUGCCCCUGUUCCAGCAGUAUGAGGCUUUUCAGGGCUUUUAAUAGAUUUUAUUGCUUAGUUGAUCGACUCUAUAAUCUUAAUAACUGUUGAAAUCUUUAAAUACUGGGAUUUCUUUGUGUUUGAUUUAUGAUGUGCCGGACCUCUUGCUUUCUGAAGAAUUUUAUGUGCCUGUGCUUACUAGUUGAUGUAAAAAAUAUUUUGUUCUCUUUAUUCAAAAUGUAGCUUGAUCCUAAAUCUAUUGUGGUUCA
This is a messenger RNA of Olea europaea var. sylvestris, 594 nucleotides long. RefSeq names its product proteasome subunit beta type-2-A-like. The record is from RefSeq and is a predicted model, not a curated record. The coding region runs from base 45 to 368 and encodes 107 amino acids. Gene Ontology annotation, cellular component: proteasome core complex, beta-subunit complex; proteasome core complex; cytosol. The transcript has a single exon. Lineage: Eukaryota; Viridiplantae; Streptophyta; Magnoliopsida; Lamiales; Oleaceae. Gene Ontology annotation, molecular function: peptidase activity.